Molecule: messenger RNA, 4518 nt
Organism: Acipenser ruthenus (sterlet)
Lineage: Eukaryota; Metazoa; Chordata; Actinopteri; Acipenseriformes; Acipenseridae
Product: disintegrin and metalloproteinase domain-containing protein 10
Exons: 16
Coding region: 36-2465 (809 amino acids)
Biological process (GO): Notch signaling pathway; membrane protein ectodomain proteolysis
Cellular component (GO): synaptic membrane; plasma membrane
Molecular function (GO): metalloendopeptidase activity involved in amyloid precursor protein catabolic process
Source: RefSeq, a predicted model, not a curated record
ACUGACUAGGACACAAUUUGUCAGCAGAGUUUGAUAUGCGCGAGUGGGGCAGGGCGCGUUCGGGCCAGCCUGCGCAUGACGUCACGCCGCUGAAGACGAGCGAGAGCCACAGAGGGAGCUGCAAUAAACAGAGGGCGAGUGCGCCUUUAAAAGAGGUGGAAAGCGAAACAAUAAACCAUUGCUGUGUCAAUGUUCUAACAAUGAAUUUAAUCGACAUGGUCUUCAUAAAGCUGUUUGUUUUCUUGUACUGCGCGACAAACACCGGGGGACAGUAUGGAAACCCUCUGAAUAAAUACAUUAAGCACUAUGAAGGCUUGUCGUACGACACUGAUCUAUUACAUCGGACGCACGAACGUGCCAAAAGAGCGCUUUCCCCUGCCGAUCAAUUUGUGCAUCUGGAUUUCCACGCACAUGGCAGACACUUCAACCUCCGAAUGAAGAGAGACGCCUCCCUAUUUACAGAUGAUUUUAAAAUAGAAAUAUCAGGAGAAGAAACCAAUUAUGACACCUCCCACAUUUACACUGGAGAAAUCUUUGGUGAAAAGGGCAGCAUGAGCCAUGGCUCUGUAGUGGACGGCAGAUUCGAAGGCUUCAUCCAGACUCACCAAGGCACCUUCUACGUGGAGCCUUCGGAAAGAUACUUGAAGGACAGAUCAGUGCCUUUCCACUCUGUCAUCUACCACGAGGAUGAUAUCAAGUACCCACACAAGUAUGGAGCACAGGGAGGCUGCGCUGAUCACUCUGUGUUUGACAGGAUGAAGAAGUAUCAGUCUUCAGGGACUCUGGAAGAGAAUCCAAAGGAGACGGUAGUGGAGGAGCCCGCGGAUGGACCUGUCUUACUGAGGAAACGCAGAACAACCCAACCCCCUAAGAACACCUGCCAGCUCUUCAUCCAGACAGACCACCUGUUCUUCAAGUACUACGGCACGCGGGAAGCCGUUAUAGCACAGAUCUCCAGUCACAUUAAAGCGAUUGACUCCAUUUACCAGAGCACAGAUUUCCUGGGAGUUCGAAAUAUCAGUUUCAUGGUGAAGAGAAUCCGAAUCAAUACGACGCAGGAUGAGAGAGACCCUUCCAACCCCUUCAGGUUUGCUAACAUCGGAGUGGAGAAGUUUUUGGAGCUGAACUCCGAACAGAACCAUGAUGAUUACUGCCUGGCCUACGUGUUCACGGAUCGAGACUUUGACGAUGGUGUUCUUGGACUGGCCUGGGUGGGAGCACCAGCAGGCAGCUCGGGAGGCAUCUGUGAGAAGAGCAAGCUGUAUUCUGAUGGCAAGAAGAAGUCCCUGAACACUGGCAUCAUCACCGUUCAGAACUACGCCUCCCAUGUGCCACCAAAGGUCUCCCACAUAACCUUCGCUCAUGAAGUCGGACACAACUUUGGCUCUCCUCAUGAUUCUGGAACAGAAUGCACCCCAGGGGAGUCCAAGAGCCAGAGCCUGAAGGAAAAGGGAAAUUACAUCAUGUAUGCCAGAGCAACUUCCGGUGACAAACUCAACAACAACAAGUUUUCCAUUUGCAGUGUCCGCAACAUUAGCCAGGUGCUGGAAAAGAAGAGAGGAAGCUGCUUUGUUGAGUCUGGUCAGCCCAUCUGUGGGAAUGGAUUGGUGGAGAACGGAGAGCAGUGCGACUGUGGGUACAGUGAUCAGUGCAAGGAUGAAUGCUGUUAUGAUGCUAACCAGCCAGAGAACCUGAAGUGCAAGUUGAAAGAAGGCAAAGCGUGCAGUCCCAGUCAAGGUCCCUGCUGUACAAAGGAAUGCACAUACAAAUCUACAGCUGCGAAGUGUAGAGAAGAGUCUGACUGUGCCAGCGAAGGAUCGUGCAAUGGCAUGCAGGCUAUGUGUCCGAUAUCGGCGCCCAAAACGAACUUCACAGCAUGCCACAGGGGAACACAAGUCUGCAUCAAUGGGCAAUGCGCUGGCUCAAUCUGUGAGAAGUACGGUUUGGAGGAGUGCACAUGUGCAAGUACGGAUGGGAAUGAUGACCGAGAACUGUGCCACGUCUGCUGCAAGGAGAAAACAGACCAAGGAGUUUGCAGUAGCACAGGAUCAGAAAUGUGGUCAAAGUAUUUCUCCGGCACAACGAUCACUCUGCAGCCUGGCUCGCCCUGCAACGACUUCAAGGGUUACUGCGAUGUCUUCAUGAAGUGUCGGCUGGUGGACGCCGAUGGUCCCCUGGCCAGGCUAAAGAAAGCAAUCUUUAAUCCGGAGCUGUAUGAGAACAUUGCUGAAUGGAUUGUGGCUCACUGGUGGGCAGUGCUGUUGAUGGGGAUUGCUCUCAUCAUGCUGAUGGCUGGUUUCAUUAAGAUCUGCAGUGUCCACACCCCUAGCAGUAACCCAAAACUCCCUCCUCCAAAACCACUACCAGGCACUCUGAAGAGGAGAAGAGCACAGAAUGCCAACCCCCAGCCCCAACGCCAGCGGCAGCCACGAGAGAACUAUCAGAUGGGACAGAUGCGACGCUAACAGGAGCUUUUUGCCUUGGUUCUUCCUAGUGCCUACAGUGGGAAAACUUCUCUCCAAAGAAAACCUGUAACAGUCAUUGUCCAGAAUUCAGCAACAACAACAAAACAAGAAGAUCUAAAAUAGCAGCUCUCGGGCCCAGCAAAACUACAGAAGUCACACCGCAUUUAUUUUUGAAUGGCUUUAACUGUCAAUGAGGAACGAGAUGAACACAAUCAUUAAUUUCCGUUACAAUGUGGUCUUAAUUUUCUUUCAAGCAAUGGACAAUUUUUUUUUAAAUAACCUAUUGGCACGAAGUCUUUUUUUAAGACUGGUAUAAUGUUCUGCCCUGCUUCACCCUUUUUUGUUUAUUUUUUUCUUUUAAAGAAAUGCCCUCCUUUUUGCAGGCAAACCAUGACUGCAGGUGAAAGUUUUUUGCUGCCAUUCAAGGCCAGGAAGUGAGACAACCUCAAAGUCAAAGAGACUUACUUGCCAAUGUAAUUAUCAUUCUUUUUACACAGGCCUGUAUUUCUAAUGCAUACCCAUACUCACUCAUGCGUGCAAUUGUACAGAACAGAAAUUGCAAUACAGAUUUUUUUCAUUGUAAUUAUAUAUAAAAAAAAAAAAAACACCUUUUUUUCCUGCUGUUUUAAUGAAGAAUUUACUGUUUUAAUUGACUCUCUCAGGAUAUAACAAAGGAAAUGGUGGAUUUUGGUGGGAUUGAAAAUUCUUAACAUGUCUGCAGUGGCUGUGAUUUCUUCUAGCUAAUGUUAAGUUGGGCUGAUUUUUAAUGUUUCAAAGUACUAUGUUGCCUGAACUGAGCAGCUGCUAGGAUGUACAUUGCAUAGAUUGUGUGUGUUGGGGGAGGGGGGACUCCUCUUUGGGCAGGGGGGUGGGGAGUGGGGAGGGAAACUGUAGACGAAUGAUGCACAUAGGUUUCUUCUGGCUUGUGUUUUAUGGUUGAAUUACACCUUGCAAGAUUGUUUCAAUAUUAGAUCUUCUAGUUUGCUACCAUUUUCAUAUGGAGUCGUUUUGUGUUGACCUUACAGGAAUGUAGUGGUUGCAGAUGUGAUUAUGUGGGAGGAGAGUGGUGUGUUCUUUUUCCUUUUUUUUUUUUUUAAAUCCAUUUUUUUUUAUUUUUGUGAUUCGAUUUUCUUUUUUGUGCUUAUUUUACAAAUUGCUGUGCAUUUGCAAUUAUAAAAAUGGACAACCACUAAGCAGCAGAUGAUCAGCUCUGCGAUCGAGAACUAUCAGAGGAUAGGCAGAAUUUAUUAAAGUUUCCAGAUCAGCAGCUUAAAUAAGUGUGUGUGCUGAAUUAAUUAACAGACCACUUUAUUAGAAACACGUUUGGGGUAAUGAUAAAGGCAGACCUAAUGAGGAACGAGGGUCUGCUAUUGCUGGGCUAUGUUAUUGUCUCCAUUUAAUGGUAAAACAAAUUAUCUGGUGCCACGUGGUAAUAAGAUAACUGAUUUUGAAAGCUUGACAAAUGAUAUACUUAAUGCACACUAGCUGUAAGACUUGAAAGUGCUGAACAAAAUGAGAAAAUCCGACAUGGACGAUUCAGCCUUCUAGGCUACUGUAUAUUGUUUCAAUUAAAAUCCAUGCUCCAGUGUCUUUGCUUCAGGUCUAAGGUUACUGGCAAUUCAUUUAUAAUGUCUGAGAGGGAUAGAACUGAGGCGGUCAACUGUAGCCGUUUGGACAAGCCUCUUGCAGUUCUAAUUUAUCAACUGAGUUUCCAGAUUAAAUACCAAACUGUGUAACAGUUUGCAUUUAUUAUAACAUCCAUUGGAAGAGGGGGAGGGGGGAGGCAGCAAGAUCGAAGGGUGAGGUGUCCUGCCCUGUCCCUUUUUGUAUAAAUCAUUGCUUGUAAAUUUAAGACAAGAGGAAACUCAGUAAUUGUCUGUAUUUUGUUAAGCUAGUAGAUUUUAUAAGAUUUGAAAACUGCUUCAUACUAGUUACAUUCUAAAAGUUUACAUGGAUGUAAUCAUUAAGCGAUCCAGACCAAGAAGGUUGGUUCACAGACACUAGCGAGACCUUGUAAACGUGUACAGUACAUGAAAAUUAUAGCUUUUUUUUU